AUGGGAGCUGGUAGCUCCGGAAGUGUAUCUCCCUGGUGGCUUAAGUUCGUGCUGGGUGGUAGUACAGCCAUAAUUGCACUUUGCGUCCUGGUGUGCGUUAUUGUGUACUGUCGCAAGAAGAAACCGCUGCCAGAAGAUGUAACCUACGCAAACUUGACCAAAGAUCAAAAGAACUACGCGACCCUACCGAUGCCAGCACCGAGGACCCUGCAGAAUGUCAAACCGAAGGUGACAGUUGAGGGCACCUACAGUGAGCCAAAGGACUCCCAAGACAUGAGCGAAGCCCUAUACGCCGACCCGAACCGUUUCAAGGGUUCCGAGACUUACGCCGAACCGUACGUUAAGUCCGGCUCCAAACCGUGUACUUACGCCGAACCGAACAAGGCAGAUUAUGCGGAACCUUACAUGCCUAAGGAAGGGAAUUAUGCUGCAAUUGGAAGUCAAUCAGAAGGAGGUUAUGCUGCAAUCGGUAACUCUGAAGGAGGUUAUGCUACAAUUGGUGUAAAUAAUAAUGAGAAUAAUGAAUUGUACGCAAAACCUAUUCCUAAGUCUCAGAGACCAUUUAAGGCGACAGAUGAGUCGGAUUAUUCAAACGUUUUGAAGGAUUUGUACGCGAUUGUGAAGAAAAAGUGA
Molecule: messenger RNA, 633 nt
Organism: Cydia amplana
Lineage: Eukaryota; Metazoa; Arthropoda; Insecta; Lepidoptera; Tortricidae
Exons: 5
Coding region: 1-633 (210 amino acids)
Source: RefSeq, a predicted model, not a curated record